This is a messenger RNA of Closterium sp. NIES-67, 1556 nucleotides long. The record is from the annotation of a GenBank genome assembly. Lineage: Eukaryota; Viridiplantae; Streptophyta; Zygnematophyceae; Desmidiales; Closteriaceae.
AUAUAUGACGCUCCUUGCAGAGCGCAUGACGACGAUUACCUAAUCGUGUUAUAUCAUCCCAAAGUUUCACACCCGCGAAAAUCCCACCCUAAAAGAUAGGACAGCGACACAGCGACGCAUAGAAAAAUAGGAGUACUCCUAUUUUCGUGUAUAAGAGUAAUCACUUUAAGAAGAAGUAAGUGUAUAGGCGCCUCCACAAUCCCUUCGUCCUUUCCGCCGCGUGCAGUAGCGGCCAUGUCUGACAGAAAGUCCCAUCUGCUCAAAUCGCUCACAAUAUUCGCAGCGCUCGCGCUACUGCUGGGCCUAAUGAUCGCAGUCAUCGUCUGGAAGCAGCCCUGGAAGCAGCCCUCUGAUAGCCCGACGUUCGUUCGGCUCCCCAACAGCACGCGCGGUGCCAAAUGCCUGGACGGCAGCCCUCCAGGAUACUAUUUCCGCCGAGGCAGGGACUCAGGACGCCUGAAAUGGCAUAUUCACCUGCCCGGGGGCGGCUGGUGCGUCACUGUCGCGGAAUGCGCGAAGCGGGCGCGAACACGAUUCGGCUCGACCAAAGGAUACACUGAGACGCCUCCCAAACACGUUUCUUUUGAAGGUAUGCUGAGCCCCAACAAGAGCUCAAACCCCAGCUUCCAUAACUGGAACCUCGCGAGGCUGGUCUACUGCGACGGGGGGGGCUACGCCGGCACCAGAGGGCGGGUGAACCUCAGCGAUGGCACCUUGCUUGGUCUCAACUCGGCCGCCCCUUCUUCGGCCGUCCCUUCCUCGGUCACUUCGUCGAAAACCGCGAGGCUCGCUGCAGCAACGGGUCCGAUAUUGGAGGCGAUUGGACCAAUGGAGUCAAUGAAGUCAAUGGAGUCAACCGAGUCACUGGAGUCAACGGACCAAACAGGGUCAAACGAAUCCCCUGCUUCAGCCAUUUACCUGGACGGCUGGAACAUCGUCCAGGCCGUGCUGAAAGCUCGGCUGGCGGGCAGGCCGUGGCAAACCUCUGUGACUGGCUGGCUUCUUCAUUCCCUUCUGUCUCCGUCCGGUGCCUCAUAGACUCGGGCUUCUUCCUCGCUGCCAACCAAUCAGAGCAAUGGAAAUGCUUCUUUCUACAGCACACUCUUCCCAACAUAUCCACCCCGGUCUUCCUCUUCCAAACGCCCUUCGACUAUGCCACUGCCAUGAUCGGGAACCUCUUGCCUUCCAAUUAUGCUUAUUCGCUGCGAUGCUUGAGGGAAAUACUCUACACCCAAAAAAGUAUCGUGGCUACAGUGAGAAACAAAGUAUGGGGCGAGUUGAGGUGGAGUUUCAAGUCGGCAUGCUUGAAGCCGGAGCGCGAUUCCUUGUUCUGGACGGCGUUGACAUUAUAUGAGCAGCUGAAGACGGUCUUACAACCAAAGACAUCAAUGGGGGUUUAUAUUCCAGCAUUGUUCCUGCACACAUGCAUCGCGGACACAUGUUGGAAUGAGCCGUGGAUCAACCACACAUCUAUGGCUGAUGUGGUUGGUAGAUGGGAAAAUGCUGAGUCACAAAACGCGUCUACCGUACUUGUAGAAUGAAAUAUCAGAAAAUAG